CCCCCAUUAAUCCAAGCUCGAGUCUGUUUGGAGGUCACCGUCGCCCUGAACCGAUCCCACGAUUGGAGAAAAUCAACCUUGGCGAUUCAGAUGGAAGAGGAAAAAGUGGCUCUUUGGAGCAGUCUCCUCAAACCCAAAUUAAGAUCGAGCCUCCAGCAUCGUCAGUCGAGGAGGGCUUCAGGAAUUCAAUUUCUACAAACUUGUCCGAACCAAUGUGAGUACACCGUCUUUAUUUUUUUUCUUCCUUCGGGAGUUCCUCAAUUGGAAGAGUUGUAA
This is a messenger RNA of Rasamsonia emersonii CBS 393.64, 276 nucleotides long. RefSeq lists its product as uncharacterized. The annotation marks the transcript as partial. The record is from RefSeq and is a predicted model, not a curated record. Lineage: Eukaryota; Fungi; Ascomycota; Eurotiomycetes; Eurotiales; Trichocomaceae. The transcript has a single exon.